Acanthocheilonema viteae is the source of this 1005-nucleotide messenger RNA. The record is from the annotation of a GenBank genome assembly. Lineage: Eukaryota; Metazoa; Nematoda; Chromadorea; Rhabditida; Onchocercidae.
AUGUCGUACCAACCAAGUUCAGCAUUGAUAACUGGUGGUUGUGGAUUUAUUGGCUCCAAUUUUAUCAGUUCUAUGUUUCAAAAAUGGCACAAAACAAGAUUUGUUAACAUCGAUAAAUUAACAUACGAAAUUCGAGAGACAAAUGUAGCUGCUAAAGUUCGACAAUCAAAUCGCUACAAAUUUUUUAAGGGAACCAUUCGAGAUAUUGAUUUGUUGCUACGUUUAUUGCAAGAUUAUCAGAUUGAUACAAUCAUACAUUUUGCCGCAAUAACAGAUGUUGAUAAAUCAUACAUCGAUCGAAUUGGUACCAUUGAAGAAAAUACAAUGUCAAUGACAAUAUUAUUGGAAGUAAUUGCAUUUCAAUAUAAUGGCAUAAAGCGAUUUGUACAUAUCAGUACUGAUGAAGUUUAUGGUGAAUCAGAAGAAGGAAGUGUACUAAAAAUGGAGUAUUCAUUGCUUAAUCCAACAAAUCCAUAUGCGGCUAGUAAAGCUUGUUGUGAAAUGAUUCUCAAUGCUUAUUGGCAUUCAUACAAAAUACCAUUUGUAAUGAUUCGAAUGAAUAAUGUUUAUGGACCAAAUCAAACUCGAACAAAAUUAAUUCCAAAAUUUAUAUCACUGGCAGUGGAAGGAAAACCAUAUCCAUUGAUGGGUAAUGGAAUGCAUAAAAGAAGUUGGAUAUACGUGGAUGAUUGCAUCGAUGCAAUCAGACGUGUAUGUGAAAUAGGCAAAAUUGGUGAAAUUUAUAAUAUUGGAACAGAAUUCGAAAUUACCAAUUAUGAUGUCACUAUAAUGAUUCAUGAAUGUGUCAAUGAAUUACUGAAACGGAAUAAAACUUCACCGCAAUUCGAGCCCAUAAUAGAUCGGCCAUACCAUGAUCAACGUUACUGUAUUGAUUUUACAAAAAUUUCUCAAGAAUUAAAUUGGAAAAGCAUUACAUCGUUUAAAGAUGGUUUACAGAAAACUAUAAAUCAUUAUCUUACCGAAUAUUACAGCAAAGAAUGCUGA